Molecule: messenger RNA, 1345 nt
Organism: Tachyglossus aculeatus (Australian echidna)
Lineage: Eukaryota; Metazoa; Chordata; Mammalia; Monotremata; Tachyglossidae
Gene: EIF3J
Product: eukaryotic translation initiation factor 3 subunit J
Exons: 7
Coding region: 46-822 (258 amino acids)
Cellular component (GO): cytoplasm; eukaryotic translation initiation factor 3 complex
Molecular function (GO): translation initiation factor activity
Source: RefSeq, a predicted model, not a curated record
CGCCUCGCGCGCGGCGCCGUCGGUCGGUCCGUCAGUCAGUCGGUCAUGGCGGCGGACUCGGACUCGUGGGAGGCGGACACGUUCUCGGUGGAGGAGCCGGUGCGCAAGGCGGCCGUUGGCGGAGGCGGCGGAGGCGGAGGCGGCGGCGGGGACCGCUGGGAGGGCGAGGACGAGGACGACGACGUCAAGGAUAACUGGGAUGAUGAUGAGGAAGAGAAGAAGGAGACGGCGGAGGUGAAGCCAGAAACGAAAGUCUCGGAAAAGAAGAAAACAGCCGAGAAGAUCAAAGAGAAAGAGCGGCAGCAGAAGCGGAAACAAGAGGAGAUCAAGAAGAGGUUAGAAGAUCCCGAGGAAUCCAAGGAGCUCACGCCGGAAGAGCAGUUAGCGGACAAGCUGCGGCUAAAGAAGCUCCAAGAGGAAUCCGACCUGGAAUUGGCCAAGGAAACGUUCGGGGUGGCCGCCACCGCGGUCAGUGGAAUCGACGCCAUGAACCCAACGUCCCGGGAUGACUUCGCGGAGUUCGGAAAGCUGCUAAAGGACAAGAUCACCCAAUACGAAAAGUCUCUCUACUACCCUGGCUUUUUGGAAGUUUUAGUGCGAGACAUUUGCAUUUCCCUGGAAAUCGACGACUUGAAAAAAGUGACCAACUCCCUGACAGUGCUUUGCAGCGAGAAACAGAAACAAGAAAAGCAGAGUAAAGCGAAGAAGAAGAAGAAAGGCGUGGUGCCCGGCGGCGGCCUGAAGGCAACCAUGAAGGACGACCUGGCAGAUUACGGCGGCUACGACGGCGGCUACGUCCAAGACUUCGAAGACUUCAUGUGACGCCGGCCCCCGCGGCCCGGCGUCACCUCUCAGUGUUGGCCGCAGCCCCUCGGCCACUUCCUUCUCUUUCAGUUCUGCCAAAGGCUCCCCUCGACGGCACCGGGGUGGCUUCGCCCCUCGGCCCCGUGACGGCGCACAGUCACGCGGACUUGGCUCGCGCCGGCCCGGGGUUCGAGUUGGGCACCUCGGGGGUCACUAAAUCAGCGAACACAGAACCGGCCUCACCUGGGCUCCGUAGCGGAGGGGCAGUGGCGGAGGCAGCGAGGCAGUGGUUAGUCCAUCCGCCCCUCCCUCCCGAACGCAUCGGAGGAAGCCGCCGUCCCCGGUUUAACGAGGGCCAGGGCCGCCGCCUCCGCGCCAGGACAACCAGCGCCCGGCGUUGCCGUUCCUCCCCCUCGACAAACAUGCUUAGCAAAACUGCACCAGUUACUACAGUCCGGUAAAUUGUUACGUUAACAAUUAUGACAUCUGCAGUGUUUUAUAAAACAGCUAAUUUAAUAAAACCACUCUGGUGAGGACUUGA